ACAGCUAUGUCCCCUCCCCCAUCUCCGAGUAUUAAUGUGGAUCGAUGAUGUCAUACCUGUUUACUGCGGGGUAAACAAUGAAAUGAACUUUGUUAGGAGGGAAUCCUCCCCUUGAGCGCAGAUGCUGAGUGACCACAGGUUAAAUUAAUUUGCAUUAGACACGGCCACCUCAACAGGUCGCAAUUUGGAAAGGCCUGUCUGCAUCCUUUUUUUUUUUUUUUUGUAACCCUCAUUUUGGUUCACGAAGAUGUUGGGGAUCCUGGAGAUAUCGGGUAGGUGUCUCAGAACAGAUGUAAUUGUUUAUGUGAGAUCAGUACAGAGCCCGCAGAACAAAAGCAUCCAGGAGCGGCGAAGCUCUGGUCCGGAUCACCCUGCAAUCACCGACAUCAUCGCUAUGGAAAGCAGAGAGGGUGCAAACGUACCCGCACAGGCAGCAAACGCCCUGGUUCCUAUGCUGCCGCCACUACUAUUAACUGUGGCGGCUGCUUCUUCAACCCAGUCAUCUGGUCUGCGCGCGAAUCCCGACACACAGCCUGCUACGUUCCCGGAAAUCCAUCCAUCCAUCCAUCCAUCCAUCCAUCCAUCCAUCCAUCCAUCCAUCCAUCCAUCCAUCCAUCGUCCAGGGUCCCUACUGUGUGCCACUCUGGGCUGGGGACCCAACCCUCCUACAGUCCAGAGCUCCUCUUUCUCUUUCCCCUGCCCCUGCUGCGUGCUGCUAGUGCGGAAAUUCACUCCCUAAAGGUCCAGAGAGCUCAAGCCCAGACAGAACCAGCGCGAUCCGCGCCGCCAGAGGCGGCAGGUCUUGGCCAGCCCGGGAGCGCGCGUCUCCGCGGCCGCGCGGGGUCCCCCCUGUCUGGCGCUCAGGUGACUUCGCCGCCCACUCCGCCUCUCCCUUCCCCUCCCCUCUCCAGCAAGGGUCGAGUUCGGCUGUUGCGCGCGGGGAAAGGAAGGAGGGGCUAGGAGGGAUUUGAAAGUGCUCGGGCUGCCGAGUGGAGCUCGCGUCUGUCCCCGCCGCCCGCGAGCGGAUUAAAUUUCUGCAAAUUCAAACUGAAUGAGGCUUUCUUCUGCUGCCUUCCAGAGGGCGCCUGCAGCCCGCCGCGCGCUCCUCUCCGGCGGGAGCGGCCCCGGGGCGCACCGCUGACGACCCGGCGGGCUAGAGGGCGGCGGCGCCUGGGCUUGGGGGACCCGGCUACCCGACCUCGCUCCUCUCGGACCAGCAGCUGCUCGCUCCAGCACCCGAGCAGGGCACCCGACGGGACGGCGGACGCGAUCUGAGCGACCGAUCCUCCGAGGAGUAACUUCUCGGGGGCGGGUCCCCGGUCGCCCCGUCGCCAGCUAUUGUCUGCGCGCCGCGCUCGCACGGAGGCGCGGGGGGCGUAAGCGCGGAGACCCGGGCCGGGCGGGGCCGGGUCCAGGGCGGCGGCAGGAGGAGCCGGGGCAGCCCCGGGCAGCCGGAGGAGGAGCAGCGGCGAGCGCGGGAGCGGAGCGGGCGCGAUGCCGGCAGCGGCGGGAGACGGGCUCCUGGGCGAGCCGGCGGCUCCCGGGGGCGACGGGGGCGCGGAGGACGCAGCCAGGCCGGCGGCGGCCUGCGAGGGAAGUUUCCUGCCCGCCUGGGUGAGCGGCGUGUCCCGCGAGCGGCUCCGGGACUUCCAGCACCACAAGCGCGUGGGCAACUACCUCAUCGGCAGCAGGAAGCUGGGCGAGGGCUCCUUCGCCAAGGUGCGCGAGGGGCUGCACGUGCUGACCGGGGAGAAGGUAGCCAUCAAGGUCAUCGAUAAGAAGAGGGCCAAAAAGGACACCUACGUCACCAAAAACCUGCGGCGAGAGGGCCAGAUCCAGCAGAUGAUCCGCCAUCCCAACAUCACGCAGCUCCUGGACAUCUUAGAGACAGAAAACAGCUACUACCUGGUCAUGGAGCUGUGCCCCGGGGGUAACCUCAUGCACAAGAUCUAUGAGAAGAAGCGCCUGGAGGAGGGGGAAGCCCGCCGAUACAUCCGGCAGCUCAUCUCUGCGGUGGAGCACCUGCACCGGGCUGGGGUGGUCCACAGAGACUUGAAGAUAGAAAAUUUGCUGCUAGAUGAAGACAAUAACAUCAAGCUGAUUGACUUUGGUUUGAGCAACUGUGCAGGGAUCCUGGGUUACUCGGACCCAUUCAGCACACAGUGUGGCAGCCCUGCCUAUGCUGCCCCGGAGCUGCUUGCCAGGAAGAAAUACGGCCCCAAAAUUGAUGUCUGGUCAAUAGGCGUGAACAUGUACGCUAUGUUGACCGGGACCCUGCCUUUCACAGUGGAGCCUUUCAGCCUGAGGGCUCUGUACCAGAAGAUGGUGGACAAAGAAAUGAACCCUCUCCCCACCCAGCUCUCCACAGGGGCCAUCAACUUCCUGCGCUCUCUCCUGGAACCAGAUCCCGUGAAGAGGCCAAAUAUUCAGCAAGCCCUGGCGAAUCGCUGGCUGAAUGAGAAUUACACCGGGAAAGUGCCCUGCAAUGUCACCUAUCCCAACAGGAUUUCUCUAGAAGACCUGAGCCCCAGUGUGGUGCUGCACAUGACUGAAAAGCUGGGCUACAAGAACAGCGACGUCAUCAACACGGUGCUCUCCAAUCGCGCCUGCCACAUCUUGGCCAUCUACUUCCUGUUAAACAAGAAACUCGAGCGCUAUUUGUCAGGGAAAUCUGACAUCCAAGAUAGCAUCUGCUACAAGACCCAGCUCUACCAGAUAGAGAAGUGCAGAGCCACCAAGGAGCCCUACGAGGCCUCCCUGGACACCUGGACAAAAGACUUUGAAUUCCAUGCUGUGCAGGAUAAAAAGCCCAAAGAACAAGAAAAGAGGGGUGAUUUUCUCCAUCGUCCGUUUUCCAAGAAGUUGGACAAGAGCCUGCCCUCCCACAAACAGCCCUCAGCCUCACUCAUCACACAGAUCCAGAACACCAAAGCCCUGCUCAAAGACCGGAAGACUUCCAAAGCAGGCUUUCCCGACAAAGAUUCCUUCGGCUGCCGCAAUCUUUUCCGCAAAACCUCUGAUUCCAGUUGUGUGGCUUCUUCUUCCAUGGAGUUCAUCCCUGUCCCACCUCCCAGGACGCCCAGGAUUGUAAAGAAACUAGAGCCACACCAGCCAGGGCCAGGAAGUGCCAGCAUCCUCCCCAAGGAAGAGCCGCUGCUGCUGGACAUGGUACGCUCCUUUGAGUCUGUGGAUCGCGAGGACCACGUAGAACUGCUGUCCCCUUCCCACCACUAUAGGAUCCUGAACUCACCUGUGAGCUUGGCUCGGAGGAAUUCUAGUGAGAGGACACUCUCUCCGGGGCUGCUGUCUGGAAGCACCUCACCUCUCCAAACUCCACUGCAUUCCACGCUGGUCUCUUUCGGUCAUGAAGAUAAGAGCAGCUCCCCGAAAGAGGAGGGUGUGUGUUCCCCUCCUCCGGUUCCCAGCAAUGGCCUCACACAGCCUCUGGGGAGCCCCAACUGUGUGAAAAGCAGGGGAAGGUUCCCCAUGAUGGGCAUUGGACAGAUGCUGAGGAAGCGGCACCAGAGCCUGCAGCCUUCCUCCGAGAGGUCCCUGGAGGCCAGCAUAUCCCCGCUGCAGCCCACGGCCCCCUCCAGCCUCUCCUUUGACCUGGCUGAUGGUGUAAAGGGCCAGUGUUAACACGGGAUGGCAAGAUUCUGGGUCUCCGUGAGGACAGCAAUGGAACAGUGCUCCUCACAUACAUCAGGGCAUGAGCAGUCAACCUCACAAGAGCAUCCUUUAUUCCUUCCGCACAAUGUUCCAAGCUCAGAUCAGCUGCAAUCCACAGACUCAAAGCCCACACGCCAAGCCUCACUUAGGAACCCUAUGAGAUGCUGAGAACCAGGGGGGCUGGUUAUAGGAGCCAUCCAUUCCAGUCUGAGACCCUCUUUCCUACAACCCCUCAUCCAGUCCUCUCCAGUAUCCCCCGGCUGGGCUCAGAGCUGAAAACCACACCCCCAUCUGCGGGACCACUCGGAUUUCCAGAUCGGUACCUGGCCUUCCUUCCCUCCUCCGCUCCAUGUGUGCCUCUCACAGACUGUUCUGUUCAGUGGCCAGUCACAGUCUCACAGGGACCAUGCCACUGCAAGGACGUUCACCCAGCCUAGGGAUUCCUCCCGAGGAAAGCAACCUUUUAUACCCUACCUGUGAGCCCCUGUGGGAGAGCAGAAUUGGUGAGGCACAGUGCCAGACCCCAGGAACCCCAGAGGAAGAUGGGAUAGAGCCUCAGACAAAGAUGGAACCCAACUGUGAGAGCCCAGAUGGAAGAUGAAGACUGAAAACACUCAUUCCCAUGCAAUGUUUUCACAAAUGGUCUUUUCUGCCUUUAUUUUUCCUUUUUUUUUUUGAUUGAAACUUGCUAAGAUUGAAUGAACUUGUCCAAAGAAAUCUUUCUUUAUAUGAUGCUAUUAAAUUGAAGUAACUCCCUUUUUCUUUCUUUUCUUUUUUCUUUUUUUCUUUUUUCUUUGAGUCAGGGUCUCAUUGAGUAGCCCAGGUUGACUUCAAACUCAUCAUCCUCCUGCCUCAGCUUCCAGAGUGCUGGGAUUGCAAGUGUAUACCCCUUUGUCUGGCUCAAAAUAACAAUUUUUAAGAGCCUAGGUGGCCAGAUGGGAAGUACUUCGACCAAAUUCAUGUUUUUCUGCGAGGCUGUAGCCCAGACGGCCAGAAAGCUGGUCUGGGUGCCGAUGGUAGCAGCAUUAGACCCUGGUGGCCUGCAUGAGGGACAGCAGCCUAGCCAUCCUGUGUUUACAUUGUGGCAGCAGCUGAAGACAUAGAACAUAGCUCCGGAAGGUUCUGGAGAAAGAGAGAAGGGAUUCUUAAGGCAGAAUUGAGAUGCAAGAAGGAGGCAUUUGCUGUAUGUUCUUCUGCUGCGGUUGGAGCUUAGCUGUGCUGGGGGCUGGGAAAAGGCUUGCCCACUGGGAGCAUGUUCGUGGACAAUUUCGUCCCCAAAGAAAGCAGUGUCCUCCACGUUACAGUCUGCGCCUUCCCCCUCCAGGAUUGAACCAAAGAUGCAUUUCUGGUUUUGUGACUGUGACGCCCCUUGUGUCUUUUGUGGAAUCUGGUGUUGUCUGAUCAUGUCCAGCUGGCACUUGAUGGGGGACUGGCUCUGUGUGGAUCCUGGACCCUGGUACUCAGCAGGGGACUGCUCAGUCAUGAGCAGCAUUGUAAGGAGAGGAAGAAUCGGUACAAGUUGGGUCACAGUUGGUUUAGGAGAUGAGUUAUGGAAGAGCCCAGAAUCUUUGAUCUUUGGCUAUUUCAGAUGUAAUCAGAGACCACACCUGUAGCCGUGAAGCCAGGUUCAUUGUCUUGGUCCACUGAUUCUGAAGUGGGCUAAUUUCAUUAAAAUCACGAAGCCAGCCUUUGCCAGUGGGGGAUGAGACAGCGUCACCGUCUCUCAUUUACCAAUGGUGGCAUCCUUCGGCCUCUCACCCCUCUGACUGGGCAAGAAGAGAACACACAUUUGGCCAACCCUGGAAGCAAGAUGUUCUAGUCUUGGCUGAACUUGGAAAGACCUGGGCUGCUUAGUCCUAGGGAGGGACUCACCCCUCCCUAGGGCCUGUUAGGAGGAGGCCAGGCUUCAGCUCAGCUUCCAGGACUUAACAUUGAAAACAGACCUCUCUAAGCAGAGGGAAGAGAAGAAUCAUCUACAGACGCUGUAUUGGCGCAAUGUGUUUGAGUUUUGAUGGGUGAAGAAUCCCUUUUGAAAGAUGACUGCCAACUGUAACCCUCUGGCUCUGCAAGUUGGUAGGAUGUAUACCUGUGUGCCCUGCCCCCUUUUUUGUAGCCCCUUAUGUCUUUUUCUGGCUGUCUGCUCUCCUCACGUGUGUGUGUGUGUGUAUGUGUGUGUGUGUGUGUGUGUGUGUUGGUGUUCACUUAUGGAGAAAGUGUUUCCCAUUCUUCGAACGCUUCGAGAAUGGUGUCAGAUGCACCCCCAGCUGCCCGUGUUGCCACUGGUAACCGACUCGGAACUCAGGUGUGUAGUGAACCCAGCGGGAGGCAAAGGGGAGCAGGAGGGGAGACGAGCUGUGUUUGGGGGUGUGCAUGCACCUGACAGACAACUCUGUGAAACCAAGGGGAAGAAGAAAUGUUAAAUUCUUGUUUUAUUAUAUUUAUAUGGAAAACUUGACUAUCCUUUUGUUAGGUAUGGAGUGUCGUCUGUUGGACCCAUGACCAUCCUUCAUGAGUCUUUGCCUGUGAUUUAUUUCAGUCAGCCUGUGGCUACUGAUGGGAAGGGCCGAACUGUCAUUGUGUGAAGUCCAGGAGGAAGAGUCCAUUUUAGUUGUACGGUUUGGUCAUAAGUAAGGACUAUAUUUAUGUCACCAUUAUUGAAUAUAUGUACUUUUAUAAUGGCUGUGAAAUACACUUUUUCCUCACUA
Peromyscus californicus insignis is the source of this 6374-nucleotide messenger RNA. It is a transcript of the gene Hunk, whose product is annotated as hormonally up-regulated Neu-associated kinase. Bases 1495 to 3639 code for a protein of 714 amino acids. The record is from RefSeq and is a predicted model, not a curated record. Gene Ontology annotation, molecular function: protein serine/threonine kinase activity; ATP binding. The transcript is spliced from 11 exons. Lineage: Eukaryota; Metazoa; Chordata; Mammalia; Rodentia; Cricetidae. Gene Ontology annotation, biological process: protein phosphorylation; intracellular signal transduction. Gene Ontology annotation, cellular component: cytoplasm.